Messenger RNA from Neogale vison (American mink), 3682 nucleotides. It is a transcript of the gene MSS51, whose product is annotated as MSS51 mitochondrial translational activator. Bases 1615 to 2997 code for a protein of 460 amino acids. The transcript has 7 exons. NCBI's taxonomy places the organism in Eukaryota, Metazoa, Chordata, Mammalia, Carnivora, Mustelidae. The record is from RefSeq and is a predicted model, not a curated record.
AAUGUAACUUAUGAUGAAAGCAAACUGAAAAGUUCAGAUCUUUCUAAAUUGUAAAUUUGAAUGUCUACCAAAGCUAGUAGUAGUGAUGGUAAAAUAUAAAUUAAUAUCCAGUAUCAAUUUUUUCUAUAUAUUAUAUCCCUUUAUAUUCAAAGAUGACACUUCUGAGUUAGAGAAGGCCAUCUCUGACUUCCUGUGCCUUCUGCAGUUUAGCCAUCAUUCACAGAACUCAUAACCUUUAAAAGUACUGUCAGUUAAAUUUGAAAUAGGCCUGAAAUCUUUGCUUAAAAUGAAUUGCUCCUGUUUUACUCAGGAUUUUUGCGUAUUGCUACUGACUUUCUUUCCUCCACAGCUAUUCUGAAUAAUAUGUAAUGUUUCAUUGUAUCCUUAACACUUUUACUUUCCCUGUGUGUAGUUAAUUUCUACAGUUUGGUGCUCCUUUAGAAUCCAUCCUCUGCAUCUAUUCAUAUGUAAAUUUUUGAUUUGCCACAUUCCAGGACCUCAAAUUGACUGUAAGUUGUUCUGUUCCUCAGUUCAGUGAUGUUCACAGAGGCAGGUAAGUGACAUAGCUAGGACCAGGUAUAAGCAGAAAGUCAGGUCUUGCAGUCGUGUAGGACCACUGCCCUUCUGGUAGACUCUGGAGCUUGAUAAGUGAAAAGGAGCUCAGAAUGUGUAAUCAGGUUCCCUGGAUCAGCAUUCAUUGUAGGAAGGAAUAAGAUGUAUGAAUUCAUUCUUUUAUAUUUUCUGUUCCUAGAAAUUGUGUAUUUUCAGCCAAUAAUAUUUUGGUUUUGUUUACUCUAUUCCUCUAUUUAUUCCUCUUUUGAAAUAAGUAAGUGAAGUGUGCCUGAUGAUAUUUACUCAGAAAGUACCUUGCUCUCCUUUCAGAGAAAGUGAAUUUUACAAAUUAAUUAUUUCCCCUACAAUUGAUUUCCUUCUGUACCAUUAAAUGACCAUUUGUAUUCUUCUAUCUUAGGUAUUAUAUUUUGUUUAAGCCCAGAUUAAUCAUUGUUGAGUUGUGUUUGAGCAGUGUUUGUUAUACUUAAAGGGACUUUGGGCUUGGGUUAACUCAUCCUGGGUCUGGAUUGACAUCCAGAACUCCAGGAAUUCUGUUGAUCUGAGCUAGUGCCUACCUUUCCAACCAAAUAAUGACUUCUGAACUAAUCCCAGGAUUUUUGUUUUUGUUUUGUUUUUAAAUUUUUUUUUUUUUCCUCUGACUCUCUGGGCUGAGAGCAGAAAUGCUGCCUUAGUGAGAGAGGUUCAGGAAGCAACAGGUUUCAUCUUUCCUUAGCCUGCCUAGCCUUUGGUGAGUUUGGGAGUGUUGACAGAGUUCUUAGCCUUCUUGGCAGAGAAGGAAGGUCAGAAGGAGAGAAGUCCACGGGCAGAGGGCCAGGUCUCUCCUUACCUCGUUAGGGAUAGCGUUGUCUGUCUGGUUGGCAGGACACACCUAAUCACAGAGCCUCAGCAUUUCAGCAGUUUGCAAAGGGAAGUGAUAUGAGGGGACAGCUGCAAGUCAGCUACAACCUAGAUAGGAGGAGGUGAAGCAUUUACUUCACUUGGAAGAAAGAGAGAAGGAAGGAAACCGAGGGCUUAGCAGGUCCCAGGUAUCAGUGGACAGCCAUGGCUCCAAGAUCCCGGCAACGAAGGCACAAGAAACCCCCUUCAUCGGUGACUCCCAUGGUUGUGACCCCACCCACAGUUGUGACCUCUGUGCCUCUGACCCUCUCAAAACCUGACCCUAGCAUUGAUGCACUUGGCUUCUUCUCCUUGGAGAAUAAUGUUCCUGGUCUAUCCCAGCUAAUCCUUCAAAAGCUAAACAUGAAAAGCUAUGAAGAAUACAAGUUGGUGCUAGAUGGGGGUGCUUCUGUAUCAGGCUUUGGAUUUCGAUGUCUUCGAGAAAUGUUCCAGAAGAUGGAGGACACAUUCCAAUUCUGUGCUCACUGUAGAGCUCUUCCUAGUGGCCUUUCAGACUCCAAGGUCCUGCGGCAGUGCAAGAGGUGCAGAAAUGUCUAUUACUGUGGUCCAGAGUGCCAGAAGUCAGACUGGCCAGAGCACAGGAAGGUUUGUCAAGAGCUGCGUCUGGUAGCUGUGGACCGUCUCAUGGAAUGGCUUCUAGUCACAGGUGCUUUUGUCCUACCUUCAGGACCUUGGCCAUGCGUGGCUGAAGUUGUACAGGGUUGGGAUACCUGGUUUUCUAUGCGGCAUUUACAGCUAGAAGCUACACUGGAUGCUGUACUAGGUAGUCAUGCCAUGAACACCCUGUGGGCCAACGUAGGACAGCCAAGGCCAGACCCAGAUGUCCUGCGGGGCUCUUUGAAGCGGCUGCUGACAGAUGCCCUAUCACGGCCCUUGACACUGGGCCUUGGGCUUCGGGCCUUGGGGAUAGAUAUUGGGAAGACUGGGGGAAGCACAGUGCAUGUGGUUGGUGCUUCCCAUGUGGAGACAUUCCUCACUCGCCCUGGGGACUACGAUGAGCUUGGCUACAUGUUUCCUGGACACCUAGGCCUCCGUGUGAUCAUGGUGGGUAUAGACGUAUCUGCUAACUUUAUACAGAGCACCUCAACUUCCCCCCUGGAACCUGGCACAGUUCAACUUAGUGGCCAUAGGGGCCUCUAUCAUGACUUCUGGGAGGAACAGGUAGAGACUGGACAGAUAGCCCAUCCAGAUUUGGUGGUGGCAUUCCAUCCAGGUUUUCAUGCUUCCCCAGAUUUGAUGGAGGCUUGGCUGCCCACCCUCCUGCUACUUCGUGAUUAUGAGAUCCCUACAUUGAUCACUGUUUACAGCCAUCAGGAGUUGGCGGCUUCUUUGCAGAUUCUGGUGGACCUGGAUACACACGUCACUGCCUAUGGAGCUAACCCUUUCGCAUCCCUCAAACCUGAACAGGUCUAUUCCAACCCCAACAAGCAACCAGUAUACUGCAGUGCCUACUAUAUCAUGUUUCUUGGAAGUUCCUGCCAGCUGGAUAGGACGCAACUGGAAGAGAAAGUAGAUGGUGGGGUUUAAAUAGCUGAGGCAGAUCCUGACCGGACUUUUAGAAAAUUGGGAGGUUGUGAUGAAAGUACCCUGCUGAUGUCAGGUUGUUGCCAACCUUGAAUCCACUAUAUUUUAAACCUUGGCGACUUGUCUAGGUAAAGAAUCUAAGCUGAAUGAGAGUUCCUAUAUGAUUUGACUCUUUUCUAAGAGAUUAGCCACAAGUAGCUUCCAGAGACAGGAUUCUAGAUUUAAUGUGUGGCAAGAAGCCCUAGAAUCACUCUCCAGAGCCUAGAAUUCCUGACAUUUUCCUUUGUGAGAAAGUUGUACCUUUUGACUUGAAUCAGAUGCUGCCAAGGAAAAGAAUGGCACCUUCUUUUUUCUGGAAAAAGACUUUCUUAUCCGGCAAUCUGGGCUGAAAAAUGGAGAGGUGUUAAUGACUUUAAGUGGUACAAGAAUAGGCAAUAGAGAAGUGGCCAGGAACAUGAGAGAGAUUGUGAGGAUUGGCAUAUUGUUCUAUUUCCUGGCCUUUUCUAAGUAAAUAUCUUAUUUUCUUCUUGCUUGGGGCCUUCUAGCCCUAGAGCAGCUUUUUGCCUUGUGUUGUAUUUAAAUAUUCCAGGGUAGGAGCACCUGGGUGUGCAGUCAUUGUUGAGUUUCUCACUCUUGAGCAUAAACUCUGCUCUGGUCACAAUCUCAGGGUCAUGGGAUUGAUCCCUGC